GGAAGUGCCGGUGCGCAAGGUAGCUCGGCAGGCGGAAGCGGCUUGUCCGCCGGUAGCCGCCAUGCCGGGAGACCACCGCCGCAUCCGCGGGCCGGAGGAGUCCCAGCCGCCGCAGCUGUACGCGGCCGACGAAGACGAGACGCCGGCUGCCCGCGACCCGACGCGGCUACGACCGGUGUACGCGCGCGCCGGGCUGCUGAGCCAGGCCAAGGGCUCGGCCUACCUGGAGGCGGGAGGCACCAAGGUGCUGUGCGCCGUGUCGGGCCCGCGCCAGGCCGAGGGCGGCGAGCGCGGCGGCGGCCCGGCGGGAGCGGGCGGCGAGGCCCCGGCCGCCCUCCGGGGCCGCCUGCUCUGCGACUUCCGCCGCGCGCCCUUCGCCGGCCGCCGGCGUCGCGCGCCCCAGGGCGGCGGCGAGGAGCGCGAGCUGGGUCUGGCGCUGCAGGAGGCCCUGGAGCCAGCCGUGCGCCUGGGGCGCUACCCUCGCGCCCAGCUCGAGGUGUCGGCGCUGCUGCUGGAGGACGGCGGCUCCGCGCUGGCCGCGGCGCUCACGGCCGCCGCGCUCGCCCUGGCCGACGCGGGAGUGGAGAUGUAUGAUCUGGUAGUGGGCUGCGGCCUGAGCCUCGCCCCGGGACCCUCGCCCACUUGGCUGCUGGACCCCACGCGGCUGGAGGAGGAGCACUCGGCAGCCGGCCUCACGGUGGCGCUCAUGCCGGUGCUCAAUCAGGUGGCCGGCUUGCUGGGCAGCGGGGAAGGCGGCCAGACUGAGAGUUGGACGGACGCGGUGCGCCUGGGCCUGGAAGGCUGCCAGCGCCUCUACCCAGUGCUGCAGCAAUGCUUGGUGCGGGCUGCCCGCCAGAGGGGCGCCGCCGCCCCGUCCUGAUCGGGGGAAACCUGAGCAACCACGAUGCGGAAGACUACUGUCGUCCUUCUCUCCCAGAAGGACCGGAGCUGUUGGUCGCCUGGCUUAGCUGAGCCGAGAAACGAGAGUGGGAGGUAGCGCGCACAGAACCAAAGCACUGGACAGCUGUGUUGGGACGAUUUAAAGGGCCUUUGCAGCCACCAUCCAGUUGGAAAAGUUUGAAAGCCUUACUCGAAAGUUGGAAAGGACUUAAGCUGGAUUACCUGGUAAAUGAGACCUAGGAGCUGUGGUCUUCUAAGGGAUGGACCCUGUGCGGCCAGCCGUUGGCUCCAAUGUAUGAUAAACUGCUUCUUUUGAGAGGAUGGACAAGGGGACUUUGCUUUCUCACUACCCGAACUAAAACAUAAAAAUCUUUUUUAUAACCUGAAAAUA
Molecule: messenger RNA, 1291 nt
Organism: Peromyscus leucopus (white-footed mouse)
Lineage: Eukaryota; Metazoa; Chordata; Mammalia; Rodentia; Cricetidae
Gene: Exosc6
Product: exosome component 6
Exons: 1
Coding region: 62-880 (272 amino acids)
Biological process (GO): poly(A)-dependent snoRNA 3'-end processing; rRNA catabolic process; nuclear mRNA surveillance
Cellular component (GO): nucleolus; nuclear exosome (RNase complex); cytoplasmic exosome (RNase complex)
Source: RefSeq, a predicted model, not a curated record